Anopheles arabiensis is the source of this 2202-nucleotide messenger RNA. RefSeq lists its product as uncharacterized. The record is from RefSeq and is a predicted model, not a curated record. Lineage: Eukaryota; Metazoa; Arthropoda; Insecta; Diptera; Culicidae. The transcript has a single exon. The coding region runs from base 32 to 928 and encodes 298 amino acids.
CACCAAACCGGCCCGCGGAGUGCCCGGUGGGAUGAAUUCGCUUCCCCGCCCGCUGCACCACACAGCGCGACCGUCCACUGCCGAGCUGCGGCGCAGUUCGGCGGCCGGGUUGAACGUGGUGUCCCAGCGGCCACCGUUGCCGCCGAAGAUUGAGCUGCGCAGCCACAGCUACGAUGGGCUGCUGGACGAUACGGCUCGGUUGCAGCGUGGCAAGGCCGGGAGCCGGGAGGGUGCGGGGGUGAAGAAAGCAACCGAAGGGAAUGAUGAGGAUCGAGUGGAUGGACAUCGGGAGACGCCGAUCGCCGAGGACCAGCAGGAUCAGGAGGAACCGAUUAAAGUGGCGUCCCAGAUCAGGAAGCUGUUUGCGGAGCCGGCCAGUGGAGGAGGAGGAGGAGGAGGAGGAGUGGGCAGCUCGGCCGGGUCGGAAUCGUCGUCGAUCAAGAGCAAAAACCGGCGCUCGCGCAGUAUGGACGAUCUGUUCGACGACGAGCAAGCGGCCGGGACGGAUUGUAACUUUCUCGACAGCACGCAAAGCAUGGAGACGCUGCUGGAGCCGGUGUCUCCGGAUAAACAGCCCGAUACACCGCCGCCCGUCGCCUGUUCGAUGGGUGGAAACAUCUGCCUAAACCGACGAUUUGUACCGCCGGAGGAGGAACAGGCAGUGGCACCGGAGCUGUCCCGCCCAACAUCACAGGAGCAGCUGUGCGAGAAGGAAACGAUCACGGUGGACAGUACGCCCCGGUUUCAGGGCGGUCCGCCGGGUCCCUCGCAGAGGGACGACGAUGGGACGCCGGAACUGCCGGACGAGGAGGACGUCCAGUCGACGCACUCCUCCGUCACGUCGUCCGCAUCGGGCGGGCCGAAGAAGGCGCCCAAACCGCUGAUCAAUCGCUACGUCAAGAAGGUGAAAUCUUUCAUGAAGAUGUAACCGAGCUCGUCGCACUCGAAUAAGUAGUUGUUAAGGAGGGUGGUAGAAGGAGGUGGUGCUGCUGCACGGCAGGCAAAGCCAGGCCAUUCUUUUGUGAUCCUUUUUGCGAACCGAACGUGUGUCACAUGGGCACAGCAAAAACAAGGAAAAAAAACCCCGACGAGAAAACAAAACCCGAUACAACCGCACUGCGCCCGAUGGUUCCGCGAUUCUCCACUUACGUUACGGUUGCGUGUGUUACACGUUACUUUUUGCUUUUAAAUAGAAUUUGACUAUGCGAUGGCAGGGAUGGGUGGCGUUAGUGUUAGGCCGUAGGAGUUUUUGUUUUUAAUAUUUAAAACGAAAGUUAGUUUUUCCCUUUUUUCCCCCUUUUUAUCCCUUUUUAAACAAACUCGCUCGACAAUCAUCGCAUGCACGAUGGCGAUGAGAUAGUUUGGGGAGGAGAGUUUUACAAACCGUUCCAUUAAGCUAGCAAGGAUAAGAAGACACUACAAGAAGCAUACACAGAAAACAUAUUUACCCCUUAGCGCGUAAUACCACUGUCCUUGGAUCGAUGUAUUUUUUGUCGUGCUAAUUUAAUAUUACCAAUCGUACCACAACAAUUGCUGCUAUUACUACUUCUUUUACUACAUCUACUACUACUACUACUACUACUACUACUUACAUCAUUGUGAUUAGUUUCGCGCAUACCGUCCGCUGUUGUUUGCGUGCGGGAAUGCUGGAACGUUGUAAAAUAUAUUAUUUUAGACAUAUAAUGGUGAGGGUGCGUAGGAGGGAGGAGAAGAGUACCUCUCCUUCCGCCGCUGUGGCCCUCCGGUACCGUCAAAGUAUCUAGCUAGGCGAUAGAACCCGGUACGGUAGUAGUAUUUACCGAUUGGAUGUUAAUAAUUCUUUUCCAAGUAUGUAAAUAUGCGCUAACUCUUUCUCUCUCUCUCUUUCUCAAUCACUUUCGCAUACGCAAUGCCGCAAUGUCGUUUGAUGCUACUUCUUUGCGCGAUUGUGCGCGCAAACCCCUAAGCAAUGGAUACAUUUGACCGUGUGGGACCGUGUGUAUGUUGCUGUUGUAUCAUGUAAACCGUUUAAACCUCUUACAAGCUGUAGCUCUAGAGCAGUGCAGGGCUGUGGUGGAAUUUGAAUAGUAGAGGGCGAAGGCGCGACCAUGCGUCCAUACUAAGAAGAAAAAAAAAACAAAGUGCUUUAAAAACUGUGAAACCUCGGUGUAACCUUGAGAUGAUUUAGGGAGAAAAAGAACACACACAACAAUAACUAAAAAA